Paramecium tetraurelia is the source of this 1580-nucleotide messenger RNA. RefSeq lists its product as uncharacterized. Gene Ontology annotation, biological process: TORC2 signaling. Gene Ontology annotation, molecular function: phosphatidylinositol-4,5-bisphosphate binding. The record is from RefSeq and is a predicted model, not a curated record. Lineage: Eukaryota; Ciliophora; Oligohymenophorea; Peniculida; Parameciidae. Gene Ontology annotation, cellular component: cytoplasm; TORC2 complex; plasma membrane. The transcript has 5 exons.
CUUGCUAAUAUUAAAUAUUAAUGGAAAUCAGCAAUAGAAAGGACAUCGAGAAAUUGAUUGCCUAUAGUAAAAGUAUCCAAGUUGGUCUCAUUGAAGAUGAUUUCAAUGACCAAUACACUCCCCCUGAGAAACAUGUAUAUGAUUUAGAACCUGUUCCUGAAAUAAAAUUAGAAGAACUUGAGACAAAUCUAAAUGAAGACGAGAUGCUCAAAUUAUUAAAACAGAAUGUUCAAUCUGCAAAAAUGAAAGAAAGUGUAAGCAGUGAACAGGAUAGUGUAGAGAGUUAGGAUUCAAUGGAAAGGAGAUCAACUCCUCCGAAAAGAAAAUAAUAAUAAUAAUAAUAAGUUCAAAUCCCUAUCCAAGUCCCUGUUCAGAAGAGCUAAACUACCGUUGACAUGUCUGAGUUCAAUAAAGUCCCUGAAGAAGUAUUAUAGUUUUUGGAUGGAGCUAAAGGACGUAAAUCCAUGUUAGGGGCAGCCAUAAAAAAUAAUAAGGGAACUAGUAUGUUGUUAGCAUCCCAAGGGAAACCAAUUAAAAUUUACUUUUUUAAUACUCAACAGCACAUUCAAAUCAUUGUUGCCAAAAAUACAACAGUUCUAUAAGUUAUAAGAAUGAGCAUAACAGAAUAUUAGAAUAACAAUAAUUUUGAUUAGAAGUUGCUCAGAUAUCCCAAUAAUGUUGAUGCCUAUGAAAUCAGAUUUGUCGAUGAUGAUUUUGAAUUUAAAGCGGAAAUGGCAUUUGGUGCGAUUGAUAAAAAAAAAGAAAUCUUGUCCACCCAGACAAAUAUCUUCUCCCUUAUCGAGAUUAGCAAUUACAAAGAACAAAAAAAUGAUAUGUAAAUCUUUGAAAAAAUUAAUCCCAAUAUGGUGUUGAUGGACGUAGUGAUUAUUGACUAAAAACCUGAAAAGAAUGUCAUUACAAAAGUUCAAUUAGACAAGAAUUCCAUUGUUGCAGAUAUCAUCACAUAAAUUAGCAAGAAAAAUAAAUAAAUCAAUCAAUUAAACUAUCUUAUUCAAUUAAAUGAUGAUGACACUAUUUUGGAUCUAGAUCUAAGAAUGCCCGUAGUUUAAUUAUAGAAUAAAAAAAUUUAGAUCAAAUAGAAGACAUGGGCAGAUUAGGCAGAACAAUAAACUAUUAAUACUUAAAGAAGAGAUACAAUCACAGAGUAGGAUGAUUAUGUAGAUGCUCCAUUGAAUCACAUCCAAGCAUUUAAAUAUGAGAAGUUUACUGUGGUCAAAAUUAAUGAAAGAGGAAAAAGGUAGGACAGAAUAUUAGGCAUAGAUCAAUUCAGAAUUUAUAAUAUGAACAAAAAAGAAAAUUUAGGGCUGUUUGAGAGGAUGUUAACUAAUAAAAUAACAGGUACCAAAUUUCCAGAGAGAUUGAUAGAAGACAUUGUGGAUAUUCGAAUUGCUAAUUAAUUUUUAUACAUUACUUUUAGAUAAGAGAAUGACUUCAAAGAGUUGAAAUUUGACACAUUAGAUUCUAAAAUUGCCUAAAAGAUUUAUAAAAAGAUUAAUUUUAUUAGAGACUUUUAGAUUACAACUUAAAAAGUUAGAACUUAUAGUUAAAAAUUAGAUUGA